AUGCAGGGAAGAGCGCGCAAGCAGCUGCAAGGGCGAGAGAAGCUAGAGGCGAACGCUAGGGUAGAUAGUAGGGGUACUCCACACCAAGUGGACUGGGGGACCGAAGACGGCAAGCAUCCAAGCCGGACGGACCGGGUGCCGAGAGAUUGGCCUGAUGGGAACUUCUUUCGUCCUUCCCGCACACCCUCCUCUUCCCACCCUCCAUCCAUUCUUCCUCCCACCUCCCCAAUCUCCCCUCUUCGAUUGUUUGCUGCUGUCCUCGGGGACCCCAUCAACAUGUUUGCCGCCAGGAACUUCGCUCUCCCCGCCCGCCAAUGCUUGCGGACGACCCGUGUCUCCCCUAGAAUCGCUUCGCCUUUGUCGCAGCUGCGUGGCUACGCUGCCGCUGCCGAUGAGCGUGUCGCCAAGUUCAAGGGACAGAAGGAUACCGAUGGAAAAUACACCGUGACUUUGAUCGAGGGUGAUGGCAUUGGCCCCGAGAUCUCGCAGUCCGUCAAGGACAUCUUCGCUGCCGCAAACGCCCCCGUCAAGUGGGAGCCCGUUGAUGUGACCCCCAUCCUGAAGGAUGGAAAGACCGCCAUCCCCGACGAUGCCAUCAAGAGCGUGCAGAAGAACUACGUCGCGCUUAAGGGUCCCCUCGCUACCCCCGUUGGCAAGGGACACGUCUCGCUGAACCUUACUCUCCGUCGUACCUUCAACCUUUUCGCCAACGUUCGUCCCUGCCGGUCCGUCGCUGGCUACAAGACCCCCUACGACAACGUCGACACCGUCCUGAUCCGUGAGAACACCGAAGGUGAAUACUCUGGUAUUGAGCACGUCGUUGUCGAUGGUGUCGUGCAGAGCAUCAAGCUUAUCACCAAGGAGGCCUCCGAGCGCGUGCUGCGCUUCGCCUUCCAGUACGCUCGUUCCAUCAACAAGAAGAAGGUCCGCGUGGUGCACAAGGCUACCAUCAUGAAGAUGUCCGACGGUCUUUUCCUGAACCUUGCCCGCGAUAUCGCCAAGGAGUUCCCCGAUGUCGAAUUCGACGCUGAGCUGCUGGACAACUCUUGCCUGAAGAUCGUCACCGACCCUACUCCCUACAACGACAAGGUCCUGGUCAUGCCCAACCUAUACGGUGACAUCCUGUCGGAUAUGUGCGCCGGUCUGAUCGGUGGUCUCGGUCUCACCCCCUCCGGUAACAUUGGUGACGAGUGCUCGAUCUUCGAGGCUGUCCACGGUUCCGCACCCGACAUUGCUGGCAAGGGUCUUGCCAACCCCACUGCUCUUCUUCUGAGCAGUAUCAUGAUGCUGCAGCACAUGGGUCUCACUGAGCACGCUGCUCGCAUCCAGAAGGCCACCUUCGACACCCUCUCCGAAGGAAAGGCUCUCACCGGCGACUUGGGCGGUAAGGCCAAGACCAACGAGUACGCUGAGGCCAUCAUGAAGCGCCUGUAA
This is a messenger RNA of Aspergillus affinis, 1434 nucleotides long. Its product is annotated as isocitrate dehydrogenase (NAD(+)) IDH2. Gene Ontology annotation, cellular component: mitochondrion. Bases 1 to 1434 code for a protein of 477 amino acids. The record is from RefSeq and is a predicted model, not a curated record. Gene Ontology annotation, biological process: isocitrate metabolic process; tricarboxylic acid cycle. The transcript has 7 exons. Gene Ontology annotation, molecular function: NAD binding; magnesium ion binding; isocitrate dehydrogenase (NAD+) activity. NCBI's taxonomy places the organism in Eukaryota, Fungi, Ascomycota, Eurotiomycetes, Eurotiales, Aspergillaceae.